Sabethes cyaneus is the source of this 3348-nucleotide messenger RNA. RefSeq names its product zinc finger protein 425-like. Gene Ontology annotation, molecular function: zinc ion binding; DNA-binding transcription factor activity; RNA polymerase II cis-regulatory region sequence-specific DNA binding. Gene Ontology annotation, biological process: regulation of transcription by RNA polymerase II. NCBI's taxonomy places the organism in Eukaryota, Metazoa, Arthropoda, Insecta, Diptera, Culicidae. The transcript is spliced from 6 exons. The record is from RefSeq and is a predicted model, not a curated record. Gene Ontology annotation, cellular component: nucleus. The coding region runs from base 28 to 3348 and encodes 1106 amino acids.
AUAAAAUUACCGAACUUUUCCCAAGCCAUGUCCCCGCGAAAAAGCAUUCAGGAAUGCUGUCGAAUCUGCACAAGUGCUCGAGAAGAUAUUGUCUCUCUUGAUUGUGUUGUGGUGGAAGGAAAAACAAUUGCUGAAAUGCUACGUUACAGUUUCAAACUGGAGGUUUAUGAAAAUGACGGGUUGCCUUACCGGUGCUGCAAUGAUUGCAAGAUAAACUUGGAAGUAGCUUAUAAAUUUGUAGUACGAUAUUUAGAAUCUGUUACUUGGUUUAAAUCAAGAAAUCACCCAGAAAUUAAUGUAAAUGGAAUGCAUACAGAGGAUUUGGGGAAGUCAGAGACUGAAGACUUUAUUGAUACUCAUCGCAAAUCUGACUCGAAUAAUCUAAAAAUUUCGGAUUCGGAUGUCAAAAUUGAAGAUGAUGAAGGCUCUGAAUAUCUAAAUGAGCUGGAUGAAUCCGUUUCAGACGAUGAGCAAGAGCAAGAAGAAAAUUAUAAAUGUAACAUUGAAGAAGUCAUUAUUCAGGAUGGAUUGGAAGUUCUUCAAUUCAAGCGCACAACAUGCGGAAAGGGAAAAUCUCCGAAACGAUGUUGCAGGUGCAGAACUCAUCUCAAAAGCAUGGAAGACGCACAGGACCACUCGAAAAAGCACCUUGAAUCAAAAAUUAAUGAUCCUCAAAAAGUUGCUGGCAGACCCUUCGAGUGCUCGUUUUGUUUUAAACGCUACGCUAAGCUGCGAACGUUGGUGCUUCAUCAAAAAGAAAUGUAUAUCGAAAAGCCUUUCAAAUGCAAAGAUUGUGAAGAAGAUUUCACUACGGAUGUUCAGCUGAGAGAACACAGAGCAAAUCAUGGUAAAGAUAAAGAUAAAUCAAACCGAAAGGGACAGCUACCGAAAUGCUGUGCAUGUUACGAGCAAUUUGAAACCGAUGAAUUGAUGAGAAAACAUGCCGAAGCGGUUCACUUUCCGGAAAGUCAGACUACUGUGAGUGAUAACGAUAAUCAAUUCGCUUGUGAUGUGUGCAAUCGUCGCUAUAAAACUAAGCGAAUAUUACUAGACCACAAGUCGAAGCCGUACCGCACUAAGCAGUACCAAUGUUCUCAGUGUGGUAGAAUAUUCAGGGAUAAGUGUGCUCUCUCUGACCACGAACGUUGCCACCAGGGAGAACGCCCCUUCGUGUGUACGGUCUGCUCGAAAUCGUUUGCCAUAAAAGAUUCUUUCCGAAAGCACGUUCGGUCGCAUACAAUCGAAGAGGACCGCUUUAAGUGUGAAAUUUGCGGAAAAGGUUUCAAAACGAAGGGCAAUCUUAAGGAUCACCAUAUUACGCAUGCUUCCGAUUACCGCCCCCUGAGCUGUAGCUUGUGCUCGGCUACCUUUGCGCGGAAAUCGUGCCUAAAAUCGCACAUGCGAAUGCACACCGGUGAGAAACCGUUCAAGUGUAACCUGUGCGAGGCAAGCUACGCAUUUUCCAGUGACCUCAAGCGCCAUAUAAUGGCCCAUAAGGGUAUUAAGCCGUACAUUUGCAGUGCUUGUGGAAGGGGUUAUCCGCGACAGGACUAUCUGCGGAAGCAUAUGGCCACCCACAACCAGAGCAUGUAUAAUAAUAUGUCGUCCAAGAUCUAUACAUUAGCGUGCCGCAUUUGCACCCAGGCAGAUGUAGACGAAAUGGAUUCGCUCUACGAUACCAUUGCUGACGAGAAGACACCAGCCCAAGUUAUUGAAGAAUUGUUUGGCAUUGUGAUCAAGCCAGAUGAUGGCCUUCCAACAAAAUAUUGCCAAAGCUGCAAGGAAGACUUGGGUGCUGCGCUGCGUUUUCGCUGCAGAUUACAAGAGGCCGAUACAAAGUUUAGUGAUCUGCUUGCGGUGCCGAAAAUCGAAAUAACGGAACCAGUUGAUGGUAACAUUUCAUCGGUGUUUAUAUCGGAAAUCUUUAUAAAGGCUGAAGAAGACGAUCAGACAGACUGCGAAGAAAUGCCAUUGAAUGAUGACGGGUCUUCCGUCGAAGCUGCUAAACCAAGAAUACGUCGAAAAAGUAAGCUACAGAACAAACGCAAGAAAAAAUCCGAAGAUAUUGGCGCUGAACUGCCGGAGGAAACGCAAGAGCAAGAGCAGCAAGUCUUUGUUGAUAAAAAUCUGACAGAUGAAGACGACGUAAAACCGGACGUAUCCAAGCCUGCCAAAAAACGAUGGACAGAAUUGAAGAUUUCGGAUUGCUCGUCUAGCGAUGAUAAUUUCUCUGACUACGACGACAGUGGACAAAGCUCGGAUAGUGACGCCGAAGAGAAACCUAAGAAAAAAAGACUUUAUUACGGCGUUAAAGCAGACUCACUGCCCAAACGAUGCUGUAGUUGUAAAGAUCUCCCAUUGGAUAGUCACGAGAAAGUUCAAGAACAUUCCGAUAAGUACCACUACAGAUACCGUAUCACCAAUGCUAGAGAAAUUGAAGAUAACCCGUUUGAAUGCUUGAACUGCUAUAAGCGGUUCGAUUCAAAGAAAGAAUUUUUGCGUCAUCAACGUAAAAUGUACGUUGAACGGCUACAUCCAUGCCCCAAAUGCGACGAAGAGUUUGCUAAUCAUUACGUACUGCAACGACAUCUGAAACUAUAUCAUAAGAAAAAGAUGAUUAUUGAGCGGAUGGAAGAAUUACGUCAAGAAUCGCAUAUUUGCUGCGCUUGCAAGAAAAAGUUUGACACUAGUGAACAGCUAAAAGCCCAUGCCGAGGAGAUUCACCUGAAGGAACGGCACACCUACGAGGGAGAUUUUGAGUUCGAGUGCGAAGUGUGCUACAGGCGCUUCAAAACACGACAAUCUAUGAAGGUACAUCAGUACCGGAUGUUUAAGGGGAAAAAGUUUAUUUGUGCGCUCUGCGGCAAAGCGUUUAAGGAAAAAGCUUUUCUGCGUGAUCAUGAAAACUCCCAUCGGCGAGAAAAACCUUACGAGUGUCCGAAAUGCGACGCACGAUUUUCGAUCAAAGGUUCGUACGAUGCGCACGUCCGACUGCAUGACGCGAAAGAGGAAUUUAAGUGUGAAUACUGUGGCCGUGGCUUCCGUACUAAAAGCUUGCUCAAGGGUCAUCUCACCGUACACUCGGAGGAUCGUCCAUUCAAGUGUCAUCUCUGCCCGAUUACGUUCACCCAGCAGCGAUUGCUGGAUUCUCAUAUUGAGUUUCACCUCGGCAAUAAACCGUUCAAGUGUCAACAGUGUCCCGCCUCAUAUCGGUACCAGCGCGAUCUGAGGGGUCACAUCCGCGAGAAGCACGAAGGAAUACUUAGUUUCCAGUGUACGUACUGUCCGAAGGCGUUCAACCGCAAGAAACCAUUGAUGGUCCAUCUGAAAACACACGAAGCCAUUUAG